CUAUAUACUGAAUUCAUAAUAGCAUUAAGAUAUUGAGUAUUGAUUUGAUGUAUUUCGUAGCUUUAAUCAAUUAUGCUCCAAAUUAUGUCGUCACACAAAGAGUUUGUUUUUCCCUAAUCAGUGAAUCAUCGAGGGAGCAAAAUUAUAGUGAAUAGUAGAUACGGAAUUCAGCUACAGGUGACAAGAUGUUCUCCAGUGGCCCCAACUAUAACAAACUUAAGACGAAUCUGCGUUUAGCGCAGAAUCGUCUCAAAUUGUUGGAAAAAAAGAAGUCGGAGAUCACGCAAAAGUCCCGCAAGGAAAUUGCCGACUAUCUCGCUACAGGCAAAACAGAGAGAGCUCGUAUUAGGGUGGAGCACAUCAUACGUGAGGAUUAUCUGGUGGAGGCCAUGGAAAUUGUUGAGAUGUACUGCGAUCUGUUGCUUGCACGCUUUGGCCUGAUUCAACAAAUGAAGGAGCUGGAUGCUGGCAUAGCCGAGCCUGUGUCCAGUUUGGUUUGGGUUUGUCCUCGUUUGCAAAGCGACAUUGGCGAACUGAAGGUCAUCUCCGACAUCUUCAUUCACAAGUAUGGGCCAGAGUUCGCGGAGCAUUCGCGCACUGCAACUGGCGAACAUUACGUUUCGGAGAAGCUGAUGCAUAAGCUGACACUGCAGGCGCCUCCCAAGCUGCUUGUAGAGAACUACUUGAUAGCCAUUGCUAAGAACUAUAACAUUGAAUACGAGCCAGAUCCACAGGUGAUGCAGGAGCAACAGCAGCCUGAUCAGCAGCAGCAUCAUCUAAUCGAUUUGUCGGAUCGUAAUAAUCUUAGUGGCGGAGGCGGGGCACCUGCUCCACCGCAAAUGGGUUUCAUUGGUUAUCCGCCAAUGCCACAGCUGCCGGACAUGCCAGUGCCUCCCAGUAGUAAGCCAUUCAAUUAUCCACCUUCAGGUGGUGGAGGGGGAGGAGGAGCAUAUGCCGCUCCAGCUGCAGUGCAGCCGCCGCCACCAUUUGCAUACAAUAUACCGCCCAACCAGCCGCCACCAUCGACUUCCGCUCAGGCAAAGUGCGCUGAGGAAAAGGAUUUGAAUACGAAUUUCAUCAAUCGCCCCAAACCGCCAAAUGAUCCACCGCCACGUUACUCCUCGAUUAAUCCUGUUAAUUUGCAGAAUGCCAAUAAACCGAAACCACAACCACGCUCAAAGUUGCCGCCUGGCGGCCCGGAGCAGCCCAGUGCUCCACCUCCAAUGGAUUUGCCCUCGCUGCCAAAUGUCCCUAGCGAUCUGCCCGAUGUUCCAGGCAAUGAGAAGCCCGAAGAUGAUGAAAUUGACUUUGAUGAACUGUCGCGUCGCUUUGAGAACUUGAAGAAGCGCAAAUGAAGCAACAGGAUCGCCACACCGUUUAAUCUUUAUGCAUUCAAAAUGUCGUUAACAUAAAUAACCAACUAUAUAUUUUAUACAAGU
Drosophila hydei is the source of this 1439-nucleotide messenger RNA. It is a transcript of the gene Ist1, whose product is annotated as IST1 homolog. Lineage: Eukaryota; Metazoa; Arthropoda; Insecta; Diptera; Drosophilidae. The record is from RefSeq and is a predicted model, not a curated record. Gene Ontology annotation, biological process: protein transport. The transcript has 5 exons. Bases 186 to 1355 code for a protein of 389 amino acids.